This is a messenger RNA of Blepharisma stoltei, 387 nucleotides long. NCBI's taxonomy places the organism in Eukaryota, Ciliophora, Heterotrichea, Heterotrichida, Blepharismidae. The record is from the annotation of a GenBank genome assembly.
AUGAAUAAAAUGAAAAAUCAAUUGUUUAGUGCUAAAGAAAGAGUUAAACCGAUCUCAGUUUUUAAAGAUAACUCUCCAAAUGCAAGAUCCAAAAGCCAAUUAGAAGAAAGCAAUGAACUUCAAAGCUUCUGGGUAGAUUAUGUUCUAAGCAGCUCAUCUCAGUCAUUAAAAAGGAUUCCUACCAGAUCUUAUGACCCUAUGCAUCAAAAGCUGAAAAAGAGAGAUAAUGAAGAGAGUUAUCAUGAAAAUUUAUUACCCAAGGAUCGAAAAAAGAAAAGAGAGAAGCUAAAACUAAUUAAAACCUCUAACAAAAUGUUUGAGGAAUAUAUGAUGGCACAUAACUUAAAGUUUUUUUUUGAAUUUGAUGAAGAGCAGAGAGCCCCAUAA